AUGUCAGACAUGGAAAGCCCAAAGAGAUUGUACAGCGACGUCGUCAUCAUCGGAGCAGGCCUGUCGGGAAUCAACAUGGCAUGUCAGCUCCAACGGCAAUUACGUAUCAGCGACUACGUGAUUUACGACCGCGCUCGAGAAUUGGGUGGCGCGUGGGCCGCCAACAAAUAUCCAGGAUGCAGUGUUGAUAUACCCGGAGCUUUAUAUUCGUUGUCAUGGUUCCCGAACCCAAAAUUUACCAGCCUUUUCCCGUCCCAGAAGGAGAUUUUAUCCUACAUCCAAUGCGUUGCUCGCACUAACAAUGUCACAGAACAUGUGGAGCUUCAGAUUGAAUGGAAUGGUGCCCAGUGGGUAGAAUCAUCUGGUACAUGGCAUGUCUCUCUCAGAAAUUUGAGGACAGAAGAGGAAUUUCUUCACGAAGCCAAGGUGCUGGUUUCCGCUGUCGGGGGCUAUACAAAUCCCAAGUUUCCCAUCCUGCCUGGCUUGGACACAUUUGAAGGCCCCAUGGUGCAUACUGCCAAAUGGAAUAAAGAGUACGACCUCCGAGGCCUCAACGUAGCCGUGGUGGGUAACGGAUGUUUGUUCACCUAUGACUCGCCUGUAGUUCCUGCUGUGAUCGAUGAAGUCAGCAGCCUGACGCAGUUCAUUCGAAGCCCCCAAUAUUAUGUGCCGAUGCCUAUGGGCAAUUAUCGAUUUGGAAAGGUAUUGCGCGCUUGCUUCUCCUACAUUCCACUCACUUUGCUGCUUAUCCGUUGGCUGGUCUUUUGGAUCCUUGAUACCACACUUGGGCAGUUUUACAACGGUUCCAAAGGAGACAUAUUGAGAGAGGAGAGAGCUUCGCGCAGUCGGAAGUAUAUUGCGGAGAACGCUCCUGAGCGAUACUGGCCUUUACUUACACCUGGCUAUGACCUUGGGUGCCGACGAAGAAUACUAGACAAUCACUAUAUCCGAUCUCUUCGCAGCCCUAGAAUGAAUCUGAUCAAGGACUCGAUUUCACAAGUCGACUCGAAGAGUAUGGUGACACGUUCAGGCGACAAAUACCCGGUUGAUUUCAUCAUUCUCACGACAAGGUUCGAGUUCACUCAAUGGAAGGCCGAUUCAGUGAUAGGCCGGCGAGGAAAGUCGCUGAAACAGAUUUGGGAUGAUCGAGGCGGCAUCGGCGCUUACAAAACUGUGGCGAUGAACGAGUUUCCCAACAUGUUCUAUUUACUAGGUCCGAAUUCAGGCAGCGGACACACGUCUGUCCUUUUUGCGAUCGAGUGUUCGGUCAACCUCGUUAUUAGGAUUGCACGUCCUAUACUGCAGCGACAGGCAUCGAUCGUAGAGGGCUUGGAGCAGCCUACACAUCUCAAGAAGACCUGCAAGAAGCACAAACAUUGCUGA
Messenger RNA from Penicillium nucicola, 1383 nucleotides. RefSeq names its product flavin-containing monooxygenase. The transcript has 8 exons. The record is from RefSeq and is a predicted model, not a curated record. Lineage: Eukaryota; Fungi; Ascomycota; Eurotiomycetes; Eurotiales; Aspergillaceae. Bases 1 to 1383 code for a protein of 460 amino acids.